Molecule: messenger RNA, 3477 nt
Organism: Kwoniella shivajii
Lineage: Eukaryota; Fungi; Basidiomycota; Tremellomycetes; Tremellales; Cryptococcaceae
Exons: 1
Coding region: 1-3477 (1158 amino acids)
Molecular function (GO): protein binding; mRNA binding
Source: RefSeq, a predicted model, not a curated record
AUGCUCUCGUCAGCUCGUCAAGCAUGUACGAGGCGACUCGUUUCAUCCUUGCCUCCAGGUCUCCCUGCUGAAUCGUCCAAACAAGCUCUCCUACGCGCCACUGCUUCUUCUGCUAGUGCUAGUGCUAGUGCUACUUCAUCCCGCUCAGUGAGAUGCGUUCAAUCGGAUUCAAGGAGGAACAUCAGGGACGGUAAUCAUAAUGCACACACCAGUAAGAAAUCAAGAGGCAUCUCAUCAGGCGCCACCUCAUCAGCUGCUCUAGCACUGAAAUCUCAAGAUAAUAAUCACCAUCGAAAUGAUAAUCUGUCUUCAAGAUAUAGUAAUGAUAAUGAUGAGUACGAUCGGCUUCAUAUCAGAGAUCAAGAUCAAGAUCAAGAUCAAGAUCCAAAUUCUGAUCAAGAUGAUUAUGGUGUAUGGAAUGGAAAAGAGAAUUCAACGUAUUCCGAAUCAGACGAAUACACAUCACAACCACGUUCGAAUAGAGAUAGUAUCAACGACAAACCCUCACCUGAGUGGCUAGAUUCAUGGUUGUUACACACGUAUGAUUUAUCAAGCUUACCUCCAUCACCUUUACCACCGCUAGAAACUUUCCGUGGAUUGAUACCUUCGCAACCUCUAUUAGCAUUAUUGACGUUAACAAGAUUAUCACCGUCCGAUUAUCAAUAUAUCAAGCAUGCCGAAUUGAAAGGAUUAAUGCACGGUUGUAUCAAAGUAUUGAGAUCAAGACCUUUUAUCAUCAAUCGAUGGAAUUCAGAUGAUAUGACAAAAUCAUUGAGAAUAUUAAGAGCUAUUCUAUACGCUUUACCAAGUGCCAAAGCAUCAAAAGACCCUUAUAAAGGAAAUUAUCUAAGAGGUAAAAUACUGUCUACUUUCUUUGAAUUAUGUUUAAGAUUAAAUCAAAAUCGUCUAUUCAAAUCAAUCUACCAAGAAAGGCUAAGACAUCAGUUAUCAUCAUCAUCAUCGGCAUCAUCAUCAUCACCAUCAUCCAUUCAACAUUUGCGAGAUGGACAUGUAAUCAAUUUUGAUGUAUUAGCAUUAAAUUUAGCGAGGACGUUUCAAUGGAAAUUAUUGAUAGAACUAUUCGAUCCUGAACAUUUCCCAGAUCAACUGUUUACUUCUGAAAUAAUAGCGUUCUAUAUGCAAGCUCAUUUUGGUAUACAUCAAGGAUCAAAAAUACCACGUAUAUUCGAAUUAUAUAAUAAAUUGAAAUUGAAUCCCACCCCAGAAUCAUUUAAUCAUCUCAUACAAUCUUUUCUUGAAACAGGUAAUCUACCUACCGCAAGAGAUAUAGUUAAGAAAGCCAAUAUAUCUGGUAUAUCAGAUUACUCAACUCAACAAUUAUCAAUAUUGAGAGGUUAUCGCGCGUUAGGGUUUGAUCUAGAUUUGGAAAAAAGAGUUUUGAACGAUAUUGAGACAUUGGGUUUACCGUUACAAGGUAGAUUGUUAAAUGCUUUGAUUAGAUUAAGGAUGGAAAGUGAAGAUUAUAAAGGUGCUCAAGGAUUAUUGAAAAAGUUUAAUCUAGAAGAUUGGUCUACAUCUAAAUCUACCUCGGAAGCAGAACAAGAAGUAAAUGCAACAAAGGGCGUAAAACCAACAUCAGCAACUGCGAAAUUAGUUUUUCAAUUAUCAAGUAAAACAGGUGAUAUCAACACAAUGAAACAAGUUUGGACGGGAAUGAAAAUAACGAAUAGAGUAGAUGAUGACGUUAUCAAAAUACUUUUAAGAUCGCUGGAGUCUCUUGGUCUUCAUGAAGAAACUUAUUCAAUCUUGAAGAAAACAACUACUUCAGACGAGACAGACUCGGAAUGGUCACUACCUGAAAAUGUCAAACCUGGAAUUCAGUCGUUAAACUUCUUACUCGGUUCUUUGGCACGCCAAAAUGGUUUAGAAGGAUUAGAAGCUGGGUUGCAACUCUUCCAUGAAAGAGAUGUCAAACCCGAUGAUCUAACACUGAAAAUCGUCGUUGACUAUAUCAAGAGUUCGACUCAACAUCAACCUAAAGAACUCGCUCUUUUGGUUAAUACGAUUAUGAGAUCCUCGGAUGUCAGACCUACCCAAUCAUUACUGGAUACGAUCGUGGCAGAUGCUAUAGAUGCCAUUAGUCGGUCGAAUACUAUGUUUAGGGAACUAGAACCGCCCAUUUCAGGAAAUACAUUUUCAUCUACAGCUGGAUUGAUACCUUCAUCCAAAUUCCAGAAAUUGUUAGAAGAUAUAUUGAAAUACCUAGAAUCAAUUGAUUCUCGUUCGUCUUCUAGAUCGUUAAUCAAUCGACUUCGAUUCGACGCCAUGACAUCGGUUAAGAUCUCGAAUAUACCCUCAGCCAGAAUCGUAUGGAACUCAUUGAUUCAAAGAGGAUUCAAACCUGAUCAUCGUCAUAUCGUUGCUCUCAUAAGAGGUUACUCAGACGCUGGAUUGAUGUAUCAAGCUCAAGAUUUAUUGUUACUCGCUAGACAAGUUGGGAUACCAAUCAACAAAUCAAUGUUGUUCACUCUAUUGGUUGGCUGGGGUAAAUUACAGAGAUCUAGAGAAGCCAAAAUCGUAUAUGACCAAAUCAAAUUAUUAGAUAUGGAUUUAGACUCGGAAUCAGAAUCAUAUCCAGCAUUUGGUAGCUCGAUUCACAAUGAUUAUACCGUUGGUAAUCCGUAUUCCUGUGGUAACGGUGACGACAAGAGAAGGAAAUUGGAGAUCAUAACGGCGAUGAUCCAAGUAUACAACAAAUGUGGUAAAUAUUCAGAAUCAGUAUUACUUUGUUAUACGGAUUUGAAAGAGUUAGAUAUCAAGUUAGACCGAAAAGCUAUCGUUGUAGUCUCACAAGCAUUGAGGGGAUUUGGUGAUUUCAAGUCAUGUCUCGAUUUGUUGAAACAACAUGGUCCUUCGUUAGAUCCCAUAACCAGAAGGAUCGUUAAAGGUAUUAGAAAUUAUCAACGGAAAGUUCUAGGUCUGAACUUGUCAUCUUCUCCUUCUCCUUCUUCUUCCUCUGCCUCAUUGAUAUUGGAAGGAACACUCUCAACGACGAAACCUCAGGAUCAAUCAGCUCUGUAUACAUUGAUCCAACAAGAUGACAGACCUAAAACCAUCAAAGAAAUUGAAAAAUUCAAAUCUGAUCAAGAAAUCUUGAGUUUAGCCGAAAAGCUGCUCGAGGAUGACGACCAAUCAAGACCUAUAGAAUUCAGAAGGUGGAUAAGAUUGAACAAGAUGUUGAGAAAGCGAAUCAAAGGUGCAUUAUUAGGGAAACGUGCGAGACAUAAAAACGGGGAUGAAGUUGGCGAUGGUGUUGAAGGGAUUAUUCACGAGGAAGGAGGAAAUCAGCGUGUCAGAAGUAGGGAACGAAGGAGGAUUAUCAGAUCCAUUAAAAGGAACAAUGGUAUCAAGAAAUCGUUGAUUGGUAAUGUUGGAAAACAGGCUUUGAUUUUUAGGAAAGAGCGGAGGAGAUGGAAUCGAGUCACGAAGUCAUCCACAUCCAAUACAUCAUCAUAG